Messenger RNA from Melanotaenia boesemani (Boeseman's rainbowfish), 3562 nucleotides. RefSeq names its product zinc finger protein 362b (gene znf362b). The record is from RefSeq and is a predicted model, not a curated record. Gene Ontology annotation, molecular function: RNA polymerase II cis-regulatory region sequence-specific DNA binding; DNA-binding transcription repressor activity, RNA polymerase II-specific. Lineage: Eukaryota; Metazoa; Chordata; Actinopteri; Atheriniformes; Melanotaeniidae. Gene Ontology annotation, biological process: negative regulation of transcription by RNA polymerase II; central nervous system development. Bases 133 to 1455 code for a protein of 440 amino acids. Gene Ontology annotation, cellular component: nucleus. The transcript has 9 exons.
AGCCUGCAGCGGCAGCACCCAGAAGUGAACAAAGCGACCCGGAAGCGGUGGUCUGAUUGGAGGCAGAAAGAACAUCAACCUUUUAUAUUAUAGCUGUACUCGCAAGACAAUAUCUGCAACCAGGACACAAGGAUGGCAGAGCCUCGAUUUAACAAUCCGUAUUUCUGGCCUCCACCACCGUCCAUGCCAGGCCAGCUGGAUAACCUGGUCCUCAUUAACAAGAUUAAGGAGCAGCUGAUGGCUGAGAAGAUCCGACCCCUGCACUUGCCACCUACCUCCACUCCCUCUCAGCAGUCUUUACUCGUACCCACCUCCUCCCCUGAUGGCAACUCGCAGCAUGGCAUGUCGGUGCUAAAGCCACAGCAGGUGCAGGGUCACCACCCACAGUCGCAGGGCUCUGGACAGCCAGACAUUGCUCUGCACGCUCGCUCCACCUCCAGCUCUGGUCCAGAUGGAAAUAUGGACGAUAAGUCUGCAGUAAAAGCCAAAGGAUUAUGGGAAGACUGGCACAUGAGACAGCUCAGUGAGCAACCUGGCCGGGUCAACCAUCGCUCAGGUUUGGCUCCUUCAUCUCGAUCCGAUAAUCAUAGCACCUCAGAGGCCCUGACCCCCACGACUCCAACCUCCAGCAGCCAGAGCCGGCUAGGUGGUGCUCCCUCUGUCAACAUCAUCUCUGGGCUGGCAAGUGGUCCUGGUAUGGACCAUAUGAAGGUCGGAGGCCUGGCAGGACUCUUGGGGCCCCCACCAAAGGCACCUCGGGGCAGAAAGAAGAUUAAAGCUGAAAAUGCAUCUGGACCUCUUCUUGUGGUUCCCUAUCCCAUCCUAGCUGACCAAGGCUGUGUCACUGUUGCACCCAAAGAGGGCAAAACAUACAGAUGCAAAGUCUGCCCGCUCACCUUCCUAACCAAGUCGGAGAUGCAAAUUCAUUCCAAGUCCCACACAGAGGCCAAACCACACAAAUGUCCCCACUGCUCCAAGACGUUUGCUAAUGCCUCGUACCUGUCCCAGCACCUGCGCAUCCACCUGGGGAUCAAACCCUAUCACUGCUCUUACUGUGAGAACUCUUUCCGUCAACUGUCACACCUGCAGCAGCAUACCAGAAUCCACACUGGUGAUAGGCCUUAUAAAUGUGCCCACCCUGGAUGUGAAAAGGCUUUCACCCAGCUGUCGAACCUACAGUCACACCAGAGGCAGCACAAUAAAGAUAAGCCGUAUAAAUGUCCUAACUGCUACCGUGCCUACUCAGACUCUGCAUCGCUGCAGAUCCACUUGUCAGCACAUGCCAUCAAAAAUGCUAAGGCCUACUGCUGUAGCAUGUGUGGCCGGGCAUACACCUCAGAGACCUACCUUAUGAAGCACAUGUCCAAACACACAGUGGUGGAGCACCUAGUGAGUCACCAGUCGCCCCAGAGGACCGAGUCCCCCAGCCUCCCCAUUCGUAUCUCCCUCAUCUGAACUCCCUGGACAUUCAGCCGUAAGAUUUAGGAGUCUGCGAUUGGCCGGAGCUCUCCAGGCCCUGCACCCACAGCCAUCUACAUAAGGCUUACAUUAGCAUUAUGACAGCUGACAUAAGCAUUCAGUGUUAGAUACAGUAAACAGACUGCCUCCAUCUGACUUGACCCGGGCCGUCUUGUCAAAAAUGAGCACAGCAUUAUUUAGUGAAUGUAACAGUACAGCUUGAUGUUGUCUGGGUGGAAUGAGCGGUGAAGAAUGUCUUGCGUCAGAUUCAAUAAGCACUUUCGUAAGCGUCAUGUAAACCGCUGGAUGUGUUGGCCGUUUAGAAAUUUUUUUUGUUUUGUUUUUUUCUUUCUGUGUGUGUGGGUGGCGGGGUGGUCUUUUUUUUUCCUUUUCCAUUAAAUGGGUUUCCAAAAUGUGCCAGACAAUAUUUACCCUUUUUAAAGAAAGUGGGGAAAAAAGUUUGUUGGGUGUAUUGUGGAGACAUCCAAAGAUCAUCUUAAAGCACUUUUCGGCUGUGUGAUUUUGGCUUAAAUUAUUUCAAAAUCAUUGGUUGGGAAAAAGCCAAAAGGCAUUUCUUGUGGCAGCUAAGAGUACAGAUUGUGUACAGUUAAUAGUAUUUUGUUACUUUCUUUGUUUAUUGUCACAUUUCCACAAAAGCACAGGGUCACCUAAAUUUGAUGAAAGGCAAUCUGGAUAAAGGCAAAAGACACUGAUUGUAUAAAAAAAGCUGAAUUAUUGAUUUGUGGAGACAAAAGGAAAAAAAAAAAAAAAAAAAACAGAGCAACAAAGAAAGUAAGCAUGCUUGCUUCUUUUUCCCCAGUUUUAAUACUGUGUCCGAAAUUGACAUUGUGGCACCUUUUAACGAGAAAAGGUGUUUUCCCCUCCACAUUUUCUGUCAUCUCAGUAAUUAGUGCAUUUACGAAUUCUAAAGUUUUAAGAGAAAGCAGAGCUUGUAAUGUGUGUACGUUUUCCUGCUCCACUUAAGCUUGGACUAUCACUUUCUAAGAAUUGGACAUGUUGCAGAGUUUGAAUACACUGCACUUCAGUGCUCCUCUACUCUGCUCAGCCCGCCUUUUUUUUUUUUUUUGGUCUGUUUGUUUUAAAGGAAACACUCUUCAUAAGGAAUAAAUUUUACUUUUGAUUUUAAAUCUAGCCAAAAUGUGAAAUUAUUGUACAGCUACUCUAAACCAGUCAAGACUUCUUUUUUUUUUUUUUUUUUCCAAAUCUACAAUAAGCUUUACCCUUUUGGAAUAAACUGCAGUAUAAGUCAUAUUCAGUAUGCUUACAUUAUGAGUGUACGCAGCAGUGAAUCCUCUCCCUUUUCUCUUUAGUAUUUUUACUGUAUACAGUAUUGUUUAUUGUAUUUUUACUGUAACCUCGGAAUGGUACUAAUAGGGUUCCCUGUAUUCUUCAGGGUGCUUCAGAAAAGGUGCUGCGGCUGAACGUUGACGUUUGAGAUAGAACUAAGAAUAAUGUAAAAUACAUAUAACAUAUAUUGUAUGUUUUCAAAAGAAUAAAAACUUAUUACUCAAGCCACUGGCCUGAAAACGGACAUCUACGCCAACAACAGACCCUGCCUCUUCAACUUAUUCUCUUUUUCGAGAUAAUGGGAAAAUGUACAUGUUGCUGUACUGUAAAACAUGUUACUCAUUUAUAGUACCUAUUUUUAAGUUUCCAUAAACAUGUUCUGUUUGGAUUUUGUAAAGGUUUAUGAAUUUACUGUAAUUAUUUUAGUCUACCUGUACGUUAUUAAUAUUCAUGUUUUAUAUUGGUUAUUUACAUGUAAGCCUUAACUGUUUUAUCACCCCAGUUCCAUUACUCUGUAUUGUGUUCUGCAGUAUUAAGUCUUGUAAACUUUUUAUUUUGUUUCUUCCGCAUGGAGAUCCUGAGCUGUAAUCUGUAUAACUGUUUAACCCAUGUUCUCUAUGAAAAGAUAUUGCGUAGAUUUAUUACACUUUUUCCUGUCUUGCAUUGUGGUUUCAUAUACAGUUUCUAGACAACUAAAUAUGCACAGCCGAGACUGAGAAGCUAAACUAAGAUUAUCAAUGUUUGAAAAAAAUUGAAAAAAAAAAAAAAGCUUUGUAUCUUUACCUUGUUUAAUAAA